This is a messenger RNA of Nematocida homosporus, 486 nucleotides long. RefSeq lists its product as uncharacterized. The record is from RefSeq and is a predicted model, not a curated record. Lineage: Eukaryota; Fungi; Microsporidia. The transcript has a single exon. Bases 1 to 486 code for a protein of 161 amino acids.
AUGCUUCCUAGCAAACACAAGACAAGUAGAAGAUGGCUGUUCCUUCUCCUAGAUGAGCCUUCCCUUUCUAAUAUUUAUCACUCUUUCGAGCGUUCACCCAAAGUUCGUUUUAGCAUUUGGAUCUACCAAACUCAAAACCAAGCCACAACAGGGCACGGAUAUAUUGAAAUGACAACGCCCGUCAAAAUGAGCGGCAUAAGAAAGAUCCUUGGCGGGUCUGCCUUAUUGGAGAUAGCCAAAAGAAAGAGAGACGACAUAAUUCGCGGCCUUUCAAUCACCACAAACCCACAACUAGGUCCAUUCACUUAUGGCGAACAAGAACUCAAAAAGGGCGGUCGACCCAAGAAAGCAAUAAUCACACCCCAACCCACGCCCGAGGAAGAAUCACCACUCUUCGCCCAUGUUCUUACAUCCUUCAACAACCACCCAGACCCUCAUCUUGCCCAAACCCAAACCUCCCACCAGCCGCAUCAACUAAUCAAUUAG